Messenger RNA from Capsicum annuum, 3014 nucleotides. Its product is annotated as serine/threonine-protein phosphatase 6 regulatory ankyrin repeat subunit B. Lineage: Eukaryota; Viridiplantae; Streptophyta; Magnoliopsida; Solanales; Solanaceae. The coding region runs from base 661 to 2661 and encodes 666 amino acids. The record is from RefSeq and is a predicted model, not a curated record. Gene Ontology annotation, molecular function: protein binding. The transcript has 3 exons.
AGUUGUGCUCCCCGUUGCCUGUUGGUGGAAAGAUGUAUUACACAAAUUUGACCUCAAGAUUCGAGCGUACACUCUACCUCUAAAUCCGAGACUAUAUUGGGUAUAUAUGUUCUUAUUUAUGUACAGCUCUAACAUAACCUUUGGGUGGCAGACAUACCUUGUGUUCUUUUUUCCAUUCUUUCUCUGUGCCCAUGCUCUAUGAUGUUGCUUUCUAUCUGAACAUAUGGAAAGGAAAAAGGAGUUGUGAAAUGCAGCAGUACUGGAUGGAAAAGGACUUGAAAGAAAGUGAAAUUGAAAAAAAGUAGUAUAAGCACUGAGCUAAAAAUUUGGGCAAUCACAUGCAUUAUUAUUACUAGAACCAUUUAAGUGUCUUUUUCCUUUUGAUCACCUCCCCUUUCAGUUUCAGGAAAAAAGGUGCUGAUAUUAAAAACUGCUUUUUCACAUGGGGCAUAUCUCUUCCUUUUUAGAGUUUUGAUAGGUAUUGCUGGUCCCCUAUCUUGUUCACUUGUCUCAAUUCUCUGACUUUGGGUAACAAGGCUUUCAAGAUUCACAGGAUCUUUAAUUUUCCCUCUGAAAGUGGUUAAAAAGAGCUGUACUGUUUGGUAAAAUUUGAGCUUUGUUGAUCAAGUCCUCUGUAAUAUCCAUAAUCUGUUAGUUUCAAUGCCUCCAACGUAUUUUCCUCUUCGUUGGGAGAGUACAGGGGAUCAAUGGUGGUACGCUUCACCAAUUGAUUAUGCAGCUGCUAAUGGUCAUUACGAUUUGGUCCGUGAACUUCUUCGACUAGACGGAAAUCACCUUAUUAAGCUCACUUCACUGCGUAGGAUCCGUAGGCUUGAGUCAGUUUGGGAUGAUGAAGAACAGUUUGAUGAUGUGGCUAGAUGCCGCUCUCAAGUUGCAAGAAAGCUGAUGCUUGAAUGUGACACCAAGAAAGGGAAAAAUUCUCUUCUUAAAGCCGGCUAUGGUGGAUGGCUUUUAUAUACUGCUGCCUCUGCUGGAGACCUGGCUUUUGUUCAAGAAUUGCUUGAAAGAAGCCCACUUCUGGUGUUUGGAGAAGGAGAAUAUGGUGUCACUGAUAUAUUAUAUGCUGCUGCUAGGAGUAAAAGUUGUGAUCUUUUUAGGGUUCUGUUGGAUUUUGCUAUCACCCCGAGGUUUCUGGCUCGUGAUGGUGGAGAGAUGGAUAAACACAUUGGUGAGGUUCCAUCUGCUUAUAAGUGGGAGAUGAUGAAUAGAGCAAUUCAUGCAGCUGCUAGAGCAGGUAAUCUGCAGGUACUGAAGGAGCUUCUUGCUGACUGCUGUGAUGAUAUCUUGGCUUACAGAGACAUUCAGGGUGCAACUCCCUUGCAUGCUGCUGCUGGCAAGGGCCAGGUUGAGGUUGUCAAACAUCUUAUAAAAAGUUUUGAUAUUGUUAACUCCACAGACAAUCAAGGCAACACUGCAUUACAUAUUGCUGCUUCUAGGGGCCAAUUAGCUGUUGUUGAAGCUUUAAUUGUUGCAUCAACCUCAUUGGUCUAUUUGAGAAACAAUGCCGGGGAAACAUUUCUCCAUGUAGCCAUUACUGGUUUCCAAACUCCUUGUUUCCGCAGAUUGGACCAUCAAAUCCAGCUCAUGAAGCAAUUGGUUUGUGGAAAGUUCUUCAACAUUGAAGAGAUUGUUAAUGCUGAAAAUAAGGAUGGUAGAACCGCACUUCAUUUGGCUGUCAUUGGAAAUAUUCAUUCUGAGCUUGUGGAAUUACUAAUGACUGUCCGCUCUGUUAAUGUCAAUACUCGUGAUAAGGAUGGAAUGACACCACUUGAUAUCCUUAGGCAACGGCCACGUUCUGCUUCAUCAGAACUCCUGACGAAACAGUUGAUCUCUGCCGGGGGUAUCUUUAGUCAGCAUGAUUAUUCAGCAAGGAGAGUCGUAGCAUCCCAUUUAAAAAUGCAACACGUAGGUAGCAGUCCUGGCACUUCCUUCAGGCUCUCUGACACCGAAAUCUUCUUAUACACGGGCAUUGAACAUGAUGGCUAUGAAAGCGCAGAGCUGAGCAGCUCAACUGAACAGAGUCAACACAACGCGAACACUGAAAACAGUUGUCCUAGAAAUGAGGGUAAAACCACCAAUUCUGCAAAUAAUGCUGCACAAAGGCUGAAGCGCUUUUUCCAUUGGCCAAAAAUAAGGAAAGGAGAUACUCAGAGGCUUAAGAAAUUGGCGGAUCAAAGUUCUGCUAGAAAUUCAGAAGCAGCGCCAGUUCCUCUUCGAAAGAGAUUCUCCAAGCCUUCCUCACUUCCAAACAACAAGCGGACACUCUCUGUUAGAAGUAACCUUCCAAGUCCAACAGCCAAAAAGAAACUUGCUUCAGGGCUAGUAAAUGGUGUCAUGCUGGCUAUACCACAUGUUAGCGUCCGCCGUAGAUCAUCUUGCUCUAGUUCAUUCUCAAUUUCAUCAGUGUCUUCACACACUUCAUUGGACCAACAAAAGGCCAUCCAAAUUGAGAAUGAGCUUGUUAGACCACCUUCUUCUAAUCACGUACGAGCAAAAUCAUCAGAUUCUAUAUACAAACAAAUCACAGGAAACAAGAGUUUGUACUUGUGUUUUGGUGCUUCAGAACAAACUGCCAAAGCCACUUCAGGCGAGCUGAGGCCAUAUGAAAUUUACGAGCGAUCUGUUCUAUCCACCGCCUGAUGUUCUAGACUGAGUUAAAGAUAUGAAGGAGUAUGUAAUCAGAAAUGGCAAUGAUGGUGAUGGCUCAUACGACGGACUCCAAUAAAUUUGGCAGGUCAAGUGAGCUCUUAGAUCAACACAUUUACUUGUCUCCGUAGUUUAAUAGCCUACUAAGAUUUCCAAGAAGUAUGUCUCUUUGCUCUAGAAGAAAUGUAAAUCUGUUUGAUGUUUUAAUUUAACUAUGUAAAAUACCUCCAUCGGCUGUAACUUUAAGAACUUGGGAACUAAUUUGUCAAGCUUUCUUAGUUGUAACUGUGUGCAAGUUUUCCUUGAAGAAGGAUGUAUAAUAAACAUGCUUUUAGUGAGUUUAAGUA